This is a messenger RNA of Aspergillus calidoustus, 792 nucleotides long. The record is from the annotation of a GenBank genome assembly. Lineage: Eukaryota; Fungi; Ascomycota; Eurotiomycetes; Eurotiales; Aspergillaceae.
AUGGAUCUCCACUCCCAACUCCAGGACGCCUGGGCUGGCAUCAUGACAACCUACAAACCCGGCACAAUCGAACUCGCCGGCUCAAUCAUGACGCAAAUCGUCGGCUUCAUCAUCCCAGCAACUCUCUACAUGCUCAUCGACGCGCUCUUUCCCAAAUUCUCGCAGCGCCACAAAAUCCAGCCCGCGCGCCGCCAACCCACCCGCCAACAAAUCAUCCACUGCACCAAAGUCACCCUCUUCAACCACCUCUGGAUCGUCGCCCUGCACGCUCUCCUCGUCUAUUCCAAAGGGCUCGACCACGCAACCGUGAACCUCGACCCCACAGUCCCGCCCUGGACAACCUUCACAACCGACUUCAUCUUCGCCCUCCUCGCGCGCGAAAUCUCCUUUUACUACGUGCACCGCGCCCUGCACCACCCCAGCAUCUACGCACACAUCCACAAGAUGCACCACAAGUACACUGCGCCCGUGUCCUUUGCCGCCGAGUACGCACACCCCGUUGAGCAUCUCCUCGCCAACGUCCUGCCCAUCACACUCCCGCUGUAUCUCAAAGGCGCGCAUUAUCUGUCCAUGAUACUCUUUGCCGUCUUUGAGCUUUGGGAGGCGGCGGCGGACCACAGUGGGUAUGACUUUCUGAAACUCCCGCCGGCGGAACUGCAUGAUUUGCACCAUGAGAAGUUUCGGGUCAAUUAUGGGACGAUUGGGUUGAUGGACUGGGUGCAUGGGACGGAUGUUGUUGGGUGGGAUCGGGGGAAGGGGAAUGGGGGGAAGGGCAGGAAGGGGGUUGAUUAA